CGGCAAAACUCUCAGGGACCCCCGGCCCGGGUGGCGCCCCUCGACCACCUCCCCUGGCCGAGCCCCCUGCUGCCAAGUGCCUGGACGCCGAGGGCUUCGGGGCCCGGCCGGAGCUGACUGUCCCCAGCCCCGCGCCAGGCCACGAUGCUCAUGAGGAAAGUGCCCGGCUUCGUCCCGGCCUCCCCGUGGGGGCUGCGGCUGCCGCAGAAGUUCCUCUUCCUUCUCUUCCUCUCGGGCCUCAUCACCCUGUGCUUUGGGGCCCUCUUCCUGCUGCCCAAGUCCUCUCGCCUCAAGCGCCUCUUCCUGGCCCCUCGGACCCCGCAGCCCGGCCUGGAAGUAAUGGCCGAAGCCGCCAGCCAACCUCUGGCCCACGAGCAGGAGUCGCCUCCCAACCCGGCCCCCGCUGCGCCGGCCCCCGGCGAGGACGACCCCAGCAGCCAAGCCACUACCCGCCGCAGGAAAGGGUGGCUGCGGCGCACCCACCCCACCGGGCCCCGGGAGGAGGCCACGGCGGCCCGGAGCAGCGGCGUCGCGGCCCUCAGACCCCAGGAGAAGAGCAUCCCGUUCAGCUUUGACUUCAGUGCGUUCCGGAGCCGGCUCCGCCACCCGGUCCUGGGGACUAGGGGCGACGAGAGUAAGGAGCCCCAGAACGUAGUUCGAACUCAGCGGGAGAAAGUCAAGGAGAUGAUGCAGUUCGCCUGGCAGAGCUACCGGCGGUAUGCAAUGGGGAAAAACGAGCUCCGGCCCCUCACGAAAGACGGCUACGAGGGCAGCAUGUUCGGAGGCCUCAGCGGAGCAACAGUCAUUGACUCCCUCGACACCCUCUACCUCAUGGAGCUGAAGGAGGAGUUCCAGGAGGCCAAGGCCUGGGUUGAAGAGAGCUUCCAUCUGAACGUGAGCGGAGAAGCAUCCUUGUUUGAGGUGAACAUCCGGUACAUCGGAGGCCUCCUCUCAGCCUUCUACCUGACGGGGGAAGAGGUGUUCCGAAUAAAGGUCAUCAAGCUGGGAGAGAAACUCCUGCCAGCCUUCAACACCCCCACGGGAAUCCCAAAAGGCGUUGUGAACUUCAAAAGCGGCUCCAACAGGAGCUGGGGCUGGGCCAUGGCGGGGAGCAGCAGCAUCCUGGCCGAGUUCGGAUCCCUGCACCUGGAGUUCUUGCACCUCACUGAGCUCUCUGGCAACCCGGUCUUCGCAGAAAAGGUCAAGAACAUCCGGAAGGUCCUCAAGAAGAUCGACAAGCCCUUUGGCCUCUACCCCAACUUCCUCAGCCCAGUGAGCGGAAACUGGAUGCAACACCACGUCUCAGUUGGAGGACUCGGGGACAGUUUUUAUGAAUAUUUGAUCAAAUCCUGGCUGAUGUCGGCCAAGACAGAUAUGGAGGCCAAAGACAUGUACUACGAAGCCUUGGAGGCAAUAGAGACCCACUUGCUGAAUGUCUCUCCCGGGGGGCUGACCUACAUUGCUGAGUGGCGAGGGGGGAUUCUGGACCACAAGAUGGGGCACCUGGCCUGUUUCUCCGGGGGCAUGAUCGCCCUCGGUGCCGAGGAUGCCAAGGAAGAAAAAAGGGCCCACUACCGAGAGCUCGCAGCCCAGAUCACCAAGACGUGCCACGAGUCGUACGCCCGCUCAGAUACCAAACUGGGGCCCGAGGCCUUCUGGUUCAACUCAGGCAGAGAGGCAGUGGCCACACAGCUCAGCGAAAGCUACUACAUCCUGCGGCCGGAGGUGGUGGAGAGCUACAUGUACCUGUGGCGGCAGACCCACGACCCCAUCUACAGGGAGUGGGGCUGGGAGGUGGUGAUGGCCCUAGAGAAAAACUGUCGAACGGAAGCUGGCUUCUCUGGGAUCCACGACGUGUACAGCAGCAUCCCCAACCACGACAACAAGCAGCAGACUUUCUUUCUAGCGGAGACACUGAAGUAUCUCUAUCUUCUGUUCUCUGAAGAUGAUGUGCUCUCCCUGGAAGACUGGGUGUUCAACACGGAGGCCCACCCGCUGCCCGUGAACCACCUGGACAGCUCCAGCAGGGCGGGGGGCUGACGCUGACCCCGCCUCCCUGCCACUGCCAGGCCGCCUGCGCCCGUCCUGGAUUUGGGAUUGUUCCCAAAGGGACUGGGAACGUGGGCCCCAGUCCAGACGGGCCCCGGGCUGAUGUGUCGGACAAGCAACUUCUUUUCCUCUGUGAGGAGACAGGACUUGGAGAUGCAGCGAUGCCACACCAGGCCCAGACAUUCCUUUCUAUGGAGAAUUUCUAUGAAACCCACUCACUUGCCAUUCCAGGGCCGAAUGACCAGAGGUUUCCAUAUCGACCCCAUGUAUUUGAUUCACUACCUUUCGUUUUUCAGGGUUUUUUUGUUUUUGCUUGAUUUUGCCUUUUCUCUACAGUUGUGUUUUAUCACAAAUUAUAAAUAUAGUUUUCCAAAUCGUGUGCUUUCAAAAACAGUGUCAUCCUGAUAGAACUAAACCUUCAAGUGUUUGCACAUGCCCACAAAACCUGGACCUCGUUUUCUAUAUUUUCAAUGCCUCUGCCCAGCCUUUGCUAUGUGUUCAACUCUGUCAUUUAUCUUAUAAUUUGAGGAGGGGCUUUGAUUUGGGCCUCAGUGUUACGAAUCACUAGGGCUAUUUUCAUUAUUGUAAUGGAAAAAUCUGUAAACUUACAAUAAAAGAGUUUAUUGAAUAAGAAAUAUGAUUGGGUUCAUUGCACAUUAGUGACUCCUGGGAAAACACUGCAAUGUUAUCCUCAGAAAGGAUAGUCAACUAGCAGUUGAUUUAAGAUACCAUUUAGUAAAGACUCCAGCUUCUAUUGCCUUCCCUUAAAUUGGUCCUAAUAUAUUCAGUGAGGCCAGUUCUUUCAAUGGAGUUGGAUAGUUAUACUUAGGUCAAGGCUUGGAAGAGGCCCAGAGAGGGGCAGCAACUUGCCUGAGGUCACACAGCCAGUAAAGACAGAGGCAAGCUCAGCCCCUGUGGUUUGUCCACCACCCCAGUCCUGUGUUCAUCUAUUCCAUUAUUCGCAGAUUCUUGGUGAGUGCCUGCAGGGGACCAGACACUGGGCUAGAUGCCAGGGACAUACCUGGGACCACAACUGUCAUAAGCCAUGCCCUCAGGGAGCGUCCAGUCAAGGGGGAGAGACAGACAGUGAACUAAAGUGACAGAUAAGUCACGUGGCUGCAAGUUACAUGAGAUGCUGCAGAGGAGACAGGCGGGCGAGGUCCUGACAGCCAGGACCUAUCUUGGGGACGGCGGAGCGCCUCCCUGAGCAGCUGGCCGUCACGCCAGGACCUGGGAGAGAAGAAGGGGCAGCAGGAAGGGUGUCCCCUGCGUCCACUCUGCACCUCGGCCGCCACCUGCUCCCUGGGAGGAGGCCCAGCACGCAGAGCAGGGAGUUCAGGCGCCUCCUCCCCUCAACCUCACCCCCACCCCUGCAGCUUGUCGCACUGCUGACUGCACAGGACAACGUUGAGCCCUUCCCCACGUUCAGCCGCUCCAUUCUGGCUCUGUUAGCAAACCUGAGUAGCUGCCAGUGUGCUGGGCCCUGGGCCGGUGACCUGGCCUUAAGCCCCGGCUGUGGGACCCUGGGCAGGUCACCUCCCCUCUCUGGACCACUCUCUUCCAUCAAGCAGAGGAAGACCCCACACCUCACAAGGUUGCUGUGAGGUAAGCGGGAGGCUGCUGGUGCCCUGGCACUGUGGGAAGCACUGCUGCCUUGUUCUGGAGACUCAGAUGCUUCCAGCACCUUCUUAAGCAGUGGUCAGAGCUACAGGUGAGCUGUCCCUGCGGCAGGAGCCCUGGCGUUUGGUGAAUGAGUCACUGCCUGAGCCCAGCAAAUCCCUUCACUCUAGACAGGCAUCAAGAAAGUGUGGCUCUGGCAGCCCGCUGGUGCCCGUUUAAAGGAACAGCAGAACAGAAAAACCCACGACACGAACAUCAUAGAAAGGUUAGGAGGAUCUUCAUGACAAGCAGAAAGAAAAAUCACUGGCCAUCUUACUUUCUAGAAUAAAUACUGUUAUAUUUUCUUCUAGAUCUUUUUCUAUGAAUGUACAGAAUCUAUUUUGCAAACAUGGUAUACUGUGCAUACUGUUUUAUUAUAAUCUGCUUUUGCUCUUGACUAUAUUCUGUAAACAUCUUUCCAUGUCAGCAAAUAUACAUU
Molecule: messenger RNA, 4147 nt
Organism: Equus quagga
Lineage: Eukaryota; Metazoa; Chordata; Mammalia; Perissodactyla; Equidae
Gene: MAN1C1
Product: mannosidase alpha class 1C member 1
Exons: 12
Coding region: 145-2040 (631 amino acids)
Biological process (GO): N-glycan processing; carbohydrate metabolic process
Cellular component (GO): endoplasmic reticulum; Golgi membrane; extracellular exosome
Molecular function (GO): mannosyl-oligosaccharide 1,2-alpha-mannosidase activity; calcium ion binding
Source: RefSeq, a predicted model, not a curated record